CUUGUUGGCAGUAGAGAACACAAUAAAUAGAGCAGUCAUUGGGGGUUAGAACAACCCAUUUGGUUUAAUGAGGUUAGUGUUUUCUCUCCCUUUCCCCUUCUCUCCUUGUAUAUCUUACUCUGUGUGUCUCUUAGCAAAUUACAGUGUCCUGUCUUGUAUCCUGUCCCCCUUUUUCUGCUCUUACUUAUUUUCCCUCCUACUUUUUUAAGGCCUUGUUGAGCCCUGAUAAAACCUGGACCUUGGAAGAGGAGAGGGACAUUUGGGAGCGAGAUGGCGAGAGGGAUGGUGGCUACAUACGUACAUGGCAUCUUUCUCCUGGCUCUGUGGAAGCCCUCACUGCAAGGAGGUGUAUAUAUACCUGCUGGUGGAGCAGCAGGAGGCGCUGGAGCCGGCACAGGAGUUGGUGCAGGACCUGGAACUGGAGUCGGACCAGGUGGGACUGGAACUGGAUUUGGACAUGGAGGAGCUGGCUUUGGACCAGGAACAGGUGGAGGGGGCUAUGGUGGUCAUGGACCAGGAGGAGUUGGACCGGGAGGAGUUGGAACGGGAGGAGUUGGACCAGGAGGAGUUAGACCGGGAGGAGCUGGACCGGGAGGAGUUGGACCGGGAGGUUUCAGGCCUAACACCUUCGGCCAAGGCAGUGGUGGACUGGGAGUCGUACCUGGAGGUGUUGGGGCCGGUGGAAAGCCUCCAAAAACAGGAGGCGGCUACGGAGGUCGUGGAGGAGUGGCUGGAGGGUUCGGACCAGGACAGGGAGCUGGCAGUGUAGGAGGAGGACUGGGACAGGGUGGAGUUGGGCCAGGUGGUUUUGGACCGGGUGGUGUCGGUCCUGGAGGCUAUGGGACUGGGCCUGGAGGAGUUGGUCCCGGG
Messenger RNA from Etheostoma cragini (Arkansas darter), 870 nucleotides. Its product is annotated as otolith matrix protein OMM-64-like. The transcript has 5 exons. Lineage: Eukaryota; Metazoa; Chordata; Actinopteri; Perciformes; Percidae. The record is from RefSeq and is a predicted model, not a curated record. Bases 302 to 769 code for a protein of 155 amino acids.